Messenger RNA from Verticillium dahliae VdLs.17, 1398 nucleotides. RefSeq names its product rds1. The transcript has a single exon. The record is from RefSeq and is a predicted model, not a curated record. Bases 1 to 1398 code for a protein of 465 amino acids. Lineage: Eukaryota; Fungi; Ascomycota; Sordariomycetes; Glomerellales; Plectosphaerellaceae.
AUGACGAGGCUCAUUCAAGGCGCCGGGCUCUUCGCCCUGGCCCGAGGCGCUCUUGCAGCGCCGUAUGUGUCUGAGGCCCAGACAACUGUCAGCACCGAGGCGACCUUCACAAACCCAGCCAUUCCCCACACCAACGUGACGUCCCAUGGCCCGUACGAAGGCACGCCGACGACGACGGGCGCCCUGUCGACCAAGGUGCUCGCGCCAUCGAUCGAGCCCCUGCCUCCCGGCCCCGAUGCUUACAAGUAUCCCGCCGACGGUAAGCUGCAUGGCGACCAGCCGGCACCGUACACCCCGUCCGGCGGCAUCGGCACCAACGGAUCGGCACCCGUCUACCGCGUCAACAGCGACUUCGACUACCAGUCCCUCUCAUUGGCGCUCUUCCAGGAGUGGAUUGAGCUCGACCUCUUCCACUGGGGUCUCGCCACCUUCUCCGAGGAGGAGUUCGAGGCCUAUAACCUCACGGCCGAGGACCGUUACCUGCUCCAGUUCAUGGCCGAGCAGGAAGUUGGCCACGCCACCGUCCUGACCAACAUGCUGGGUCCCAACGCGCCCAAGCAGUGCACCUACAACUACCCCGUCUCCAACCUGCGCGAGUACCUCGACUUCAGCCAGAAGCUGACGCGCUGGGGCGAGUCGGGCGUCUACGGCUUCCUGCCGCACCUCAACUCGGGUCCGGCCGCGCAGAUCCUGCUGCAGAGCAUCACUACCGAGGCGCGCCAGCAGCUCAUCUUCCGCCAGUUCAGCGGUCUGUUCCCCAUGCCCGUGUGGUUCGAGGUCGGCAUCCCGCAGUCUUGGGCCUGGACCCUGCUGGCGCCGUACAUCUCGAGUUGCCCGGCCGACACCCAGCGCCUCAUCUGGCAAAACUUCCCGUCACUGCACGUCCUUAACCAGCCGAAUCCGGCCCGCGUCGACGGCGCCAACGUCUGGAACGAGACGACGGGCGGCUACGCCAACACGCUAUCGACGGCUGACAUUGAACCCGAGGACGCCUGCAUCAACGCCACUGAGGUCGGCGAGUUCUGCGGUGCCGCCAUCUCCCGCAACCGCACCACACCGCUCUCCUACCCGGGCCGCCAGGUCUUUCUGCAGUGGGACGCUCCUGGUUCUCCCGUCGGUCCCAACAACAGCUACAUCACGGCGACCGAGGUGCAUGAGCCCAAGUUCGCCGCCUGGGUGUCGCAGCUCAACGUCACCUACUCGCCCCUGCUGAACGUCAGCCUCGAGGACCGCACGGCGUACACCAUUCAGCCCAACGUUUCGACCAUUGAGGGCGAUCCAGCCCUCAAUGGCACCCUGUUCCUCGCGCUGACGGACGAGCCGCUCUACGUGACGCCUUACAACCUGACGCAGAUCAACCCACACGUUGCCGCCCUGGCUCUGUACCAGGCUGGCUGA